Messenger RNA from Momordica charantia (bitter melon), 2405 nucleotides. Lineage: Eukaryota; Viridiplantae; Streptophyta; Magnoliopsida; Cucurbitales; Cucurbitaceae. The record is from RefSeq and is a predicted model, not a curated record.
CCUCCGUUUUCUCUCUCUCGCAACGCCUCUAUUAGAAGAAGAGAGAGACGGAGAGAGAACUGGUCUGAGAUUAAAAAUAGAGGGCGAGAUCUGAGUCUGACCCCUUUCUUCUUUUUUUCCCUUCUGGGGUUUUUUUUGUCUAAAUUCGGAAUUCGAGAUCCCUUCGUUCAAAAAGGGUCGUCUUCUCGUUCCUCCUCUUCCCUCUUUGUGUUAUCUAUCCGCUUCCAUUCCUGGGUCUUUAGUUCCCUGUGCUGGGAGCUAUGGGUGUUGAGGUUAUUGGAUUCGAGAUGGUCAAGGGACCGGUGGAUUCGGUACCUGUAGACGAAAAUUCUGUUUUGAAAAGCAAUGAAAAUGGAGAUUUAGAUCAACUGCCUGAACAAAAUGCGCCCAUAAAGUUUGGUUCUCAUGAAGAUGAGCCUGUUAAAGAGCAGGCAGAUACUCCAUCAGGUGCUAACGUUCCGAAAGAUGCUGCUGAUGAAUGGCCUGCACCUAGGCAAAUUCAUUCCUUCUACUUCAUAAGGUAUCGGUCCUACGAGGAUCCGAAUAUCAAGGCUAAAAUCGAUGUGGCCGAUAAAGAAAUCCAGAAGAGGAGUCAAGCUCGUUUUCAAAUCACUGAAGCACUCAAGGCAAAGAGGUCGGAUCGGGCAGAGUUGAUUACUCAGAUGAAAGCUCUGAGAGAUGACAACCGGCAAUUUAAGUCGAUUGUUGAUGAGAAAAUUAAGGAGAUUGAACCUCUUAAUCAAGCUCUUGGCAAGCUUCGUAAUGCAAACAAUGGUGGUCGCAAUGGUGGUCUAUGUUCAUCUGAGGAAGAGCUUAAUGCUGUUAUUCAGAGCCUGCAAUACCAUAUACAACAUGAGAGUAUUCCGCUCUCUGAGGAAAAGCAAAUUUUAAGAGAAAUUAAACAGCUAGAAGGGACAAGGGAGAAGGUUAUUGCUAAUGCUGCUAUGAGAGCAAAGCUUCAGGAUUCAAUGGUACAUAAAGAAGCUCUCCAAGACCAAGUCAAGAUUAUCGGUGGCGAUUUGGAUGGAGUGAGGAAGGAGCAACAAGCAGUUAGAGCCAAGAUAAAGCAACUUGAUGACGCUUUGAAGGCAAUAGACAAUGAUAUUAAAAAAUUGCAGGAUGAGCUAACUGCUGUGACAGAGAAGAGAGGCAGAGCUCAUGAAAACAUUCAGCAACUUAGGAAAAACCGUGACGAGGGGAAUGUCUUCUUUUAUCAAAACCGAUCGCUCUUGAACAAAGUUAAAGACCUUGCUGCAAAGAAGGACAUCAAGGCCCUUGAGGAGCUCUCUUAUGAAGAGGUCGAGAAGUUUAUGUCCCUCUGGAAUGGUGAUAAGGCUUUCAGGGAUGACUAUGAGAAAAGAAUUCUUUCAUCGUUAGAUGGUCGGCAGUUGAGUCGGGAUGGUCGGAUAAGGAACCCUGAUGAGAAGCCAAUAAUUGCGCCUGCAGAACUGGCGCCUCCUCAAGCUGAAACAGCAGCAAAACCUAACCUUAAACGAACUAAGGAAGAACCCAAACCAGUUCCAUCUGAGACUGUUCCUGCACAGAAAGUUGAUAAAGAAAUUAAAUCCAAAGCUGAAAAGGCAUUACCCUCGGAGCAGGAGGAUAAAGCUGAGGAGAUCCCUGCUUUAGAAAAGUUGUCAAAAGACAUCCCUAAAGAAAAAGAAGUUGAUGUAGCGAAAUUGAAGGAAAUGAAGAGGGCUGAGGAAAUUGAGAAGGCUAAACAAGCCAUGGAAAGGAAGAAGAAAUUGCUAGAGAAAGCUGCUGCAAAAGCCUCUCUACGAGCUCAAAAGGAAGCAGAAAAGAAACAGAAGGACCGCGAAAAGAGAGCAAAGAAGAAGGCCUUAGCAUCUGCCUCUGCUGUUCCUGAUGAAGAAACUCCUGCUACUGAUGCAGUUGAGGAGGAAUCUAAAGAACUGGAACAGGUUAGUGAAAAUGCAGAAGCUCCAGUUCCAGCCAAGAAUAACGUCGCAAAGGAGAUGGGCAUCAGGAGCCGGGGCAGGCAAAGAGGGCUGGAUUCAGUUCCUAAAGUCAUCAGGAAGCGCAAGAAGUCGACCAACUACUAUAUCUGGGCUGCUCCUGCUGCAGUUCUAGUUCUGGCACUUCUGUUGCUUGGGUACUACUACUCUACUACUCUCUCUAAAAAACUGUGAAGCUAGGAGAGUUAGAAGAGGGAAAAAUUUUCUGGUGAUGAGCAUGCUGAGCUGAUGAGGAUGAUGAUGAUGAGAGUGGCUUAGAGGAUCAGUUUGUAUUUUUAAUUUAAUGUUCUUUAAUUUCUGUUUAUUUUCAUCCUUACUGGGGAUGGACUCAACUCAUAAUGGUUGGCAUUUUUAGUCAGGUUGAAACAUACAUUUGGUUCUUUCAAUGUAUUUCCAAAUUUUGACUUUGAUCAACCUCUUUUGCUGUUA